AUGUCGUCCCCGGAGAAGCGUCGAAAUGGAGCUGAUUAUAGACUAUGGUCCGGGCUUGGAAUGAAAGGAGCCCUAACGGAGAUAAAGGCUGUGGAUGCUAUUUCUCUCCAAGUUGACGGAGGUGCUGAACAUAGUGCGUUGGCUUUGGCAGCGAAGGUUAUAGUUGUAUGGUAUCCUGCGGCGCAACUUAUCAUCACUGUGCAUGAAUACUCAUCAUUUCUACUUACACAGGAUAUUGAGCGCUGUCUGAGCGAAUUCCAUGACUCGAGGUCCAACUUUGAGGUUGACCUGCACAUUCCGAAUACCUUCUGCGCCCCCUCUCCACCCUCGUACGAUGAAGCGAUCGAUGAUUUGCCUCCCGAGUAUUCUGAGACUGCACCGCUAGCUCAUCAAAAGUGUCUGGUUCAAGACGCGGGGUUGGAUGAAAGAGGAAGUUCAGAAAGCAAGUCCCUACGUGAGACUAUUGACUUUGAGAACCCCUCUGCCAUUCGCGAACAUAAAGGCAAGAAGAAGAAAGGAGGAGCUGCGAAGAGUAAUCCACCGCCGCCCGCCAAUGAUCCGCCGCCACCGCCGCCGCCGGAAGAAAACAACGAACCGCCAGAUGAAGGCGCUGGUGAUGCAGGCGGCUCCGGGGAUGGAAACGGUGACGACGGUAAUAACGGUGGUGACGGCGGAGACGACGACGGCUGGGGUGAUGUCUGGGGCACAACGACCAACAAGAAGAAGAAGAAACAAAAGCAGAAAGAGGAGGAGGAGAGACUGAAGAAAGAAGAGGAAGAGCGGCUGGCUAAGGAAGAGGAAGAACGCAAAGCGCAGGAAGAGGCCGCAGCAUCACAAGACACAGGACUCAGUUGGGCGGACGACGUCGACGGGGACAACGACGACUCUUGGGCUGGAGUUGGCGCCGGGAAGAAGAAGAAAAAGAAGGGCAAUUUGGAACCAGCUGAGGCUGAUCUCCAGGACGUGAGCCUCAAUGACGGAGCUCCCCAGCUAGACCUGAAUCUCGACGGACAAAAAUCAACUGGAUUCAGCUUUGGUGCAUGGGGCGGAGGAGGUAGUGGUGGAGGCGGCAGCAAAUGGGGCCUUGAUGCUCUAUCGGGUGGAAGCAAGGGAAAAGAUACAAACCCUUGGGGCGGUGGUCUUAAAGCCGAUCCCCUGAAUAUGUCCAUGGGAUUUGGGUUUGGCGGAGGCUUCGAUCCAGCUCCGCCUGCGGCGAAUGAUGAUUCUAAGGACACGAAGGAUGACGAUGGCUGGGGAAGUUGGGAUCCUAUGUCGAAGAAGAAGGACAAGAAGAAUGCAGCAGAGGAGCCUAUUAUCGAGGAGCCACCCAAGGCCCCUGAGCCGCCGCCCCCUGAUGAUUGGUUAGGGGGUUUCGCUACAACUAAGAAAGGCAAAAAAGCGAAGAAGAAGGAAGAGGAGGAGAGGAAGAAGCGCGAGGAAGAAGAGAGAAAGCGCCAAGAGGAAGAAGAAGCAGAGAAGAAGCGGCUAGAGGAAGAGGAGGAGGAGAGAAAGCGACAGGAGGAAGAGGAGGAGGAGAGAAAGAGGCAAGAAGAAGAGGAGGAAAGGCUUAGGCAAGAGGAGGAAGAGCGGCUGGCAAAAGAGGAGGAGGAACGAAAAGCCAAGGAGGAAGAGGAGCGCAAGGCCAAGGAGGAGGCGGAGAAGAAUGACGGUUGGAGCUCAGGUUGGGCUUUUACUACUGCAACUGAUAAAAAGAAGAAGAAGAAAGGCAAGGCUGCACUGAUACCGGAGCCAGCCCCAGAGCCGCGUCGCGAGCCGACCCCUCCUCCAGCUGAACCAGAACCAGAACCAGAACCAGAACCAGAGCCUGAACCUGAACCCGAGCCGGAGCCGGAACCUGAGGAGUGGAAACCUGAUUUCCCGGACGAUCCUCUCUACGAUAACUGGAUGAAUCUAUCUUCCAAGGAACGAAAGAAGCGCGAGAGAGGGUUGACUAAGAAAGGCCUCCCUAUCCCUGGUCGUGACUUUCCCCUUGAGCCUCCACCAAAACCAGAACCUGCGCCUGAGGCCGAACCGGAGCCGCAGCCUGAGCUUGAGCCUGAGCUUGAGCCUGAGCUUGAGCCUGAGCCAGAACCUGCGCCAGAGAAAUCCCCUCCAGAGCCAGAGACGGUCCCAGACGAAAACAAUCAAUUGGUUGAGAUAGUGCAUGAACAGCAGCCUGAAGAUGAUCCGGCGGAAGAUGUUGGGUGGGGUGGCAUAUGGGGGUCUUCGAAAGACAAGAAGAAAAAGAAGAACAGGAUUGCCGCAGAGCCUCCACCCCCUGCACCUACGCCUCCCUCCUUAGGGCUCGAGCGAGAGUUUACCCGAGAUUCUGAGCUUGACAGAGAAGAUCCUGUCUGGGAUGAUUUCGACAGCAAGCCCGUCAAAGCCGCCAAAGGAUUCUGGGCCAGUUUCGGAGCGGCUACUUUGGGCAGUAAGCCAAAGGUCAGCAAGAAAAAGUCGGACGAGCUGCCUGAGGAACCUGACCCGGUAGAAGAAACGAAGGCCGUGGAACCUGAUCUAAUUGAUAUCGCCGACGAACCAGCAGACAUCCCACCGGAAGCGCCAGAGCCGCCGCCAAUCGCGCCUGAAGCACCUGAGCCAGCCGCGCCAGCCGCGGUGCCAACUAAGACCACCAAGACUAAAACGUCAGCAAAACUUUCCGUCGCAGAGCGCAUCAGCGCCCUCGAAAAGGCAAAGAAAGAGAGGCUGAAAGAAAAGGCUGCGCUGGAAAAAUUGAAAGCAAGAGAGAAGGAAGCGCCUCCGCCUGAACCAGAGCCUGUGGAGCCGCCCCCGCAGGAAGACCCAGUAGAGGUCGACCCUGAGCCUACUAAGACGGAGCGCUCACAUGACUCGGUGCCUGGUAGCUUUCCUGACUUUGACGACCCCCCAGCGGAGCCUGAGCCAGCUGCUGAACCAGAACCAGAACCGGAGCCGGAGCCGGAGCCAGAACCUGAACCUGAGCCAGAACCCGAACCUAAGCCGGAGCCUGUGUCCUUGAAAAAGUUAAAGAAGAAGGAAAAGAAGAAAGGCAAGCUUCCAGAGCCGGAACCUGAAAAGAAAAAGAAGAAGGCGAAGGAGCCUGAGCCUGAGCCCGCACCCGAGCUGGAACCAGUGCCUGAGGCCGAGCCAGUGGCCGAGCUUGAAACCGCACCUGAGCCUGAGGUUGUGCCGGAGCCGGAGCCGGAGCCAGUCAUACUUACAAAGUCUGAAAAGAAGAAGAAAAAGAAGUUGAAGAAGGCUGAGGCUGAGGCUAUGCCUGACCCGGAGCCAGAGCCGGAAGCGGCCCCAGAAGCUGAGCUCGCGCCAGAAGAACCGGAGCCUGAACCCCCAGCCGAACCUGAUGUAUCACCUGAAGAGGCCGAGAGGACUCUAGAAGUAGAGGAAGAGCCAGCACCUGCUCCGAAGCCUGAUAAGAUGGCGAAGAAGGGCAAGAAAGGCUCGAAAAAGCCUGUGCCACCACAAGAACCUCUCACUGCGGAUGAUAUGAUGGCAAGCGGCGCACUAGAGCCGGAUGGCGAGAAUCCAGAGACCCCUGUAAAGCCAGCCAAGAAGGAGCGAGCUCGAGUUGAGCGUGCACCUGCCACGUCUUGGGGCUUCUGGGGUGCUACGCCUCCGAGAAAACCGCAAACCAGGGAGGCUAGACUAAGGAAGAAGGAAGCCCCUGCCAUUACGAGGUCAAAGUCGACCAAACAAUCCAAAGCGAAGGAGUCUGAGAACGAAGCAGAGCGGUCUUCCGCGUCCGAUAAGGACAAACGGCGAGAAGUUAGGGCUAGUCGCGGCAUGACGUUUUCGAACUUCAUUCUGGGCACGCCACCGCAGCCCUCUCGGACUAAGUCAGUCAGUAGGUCUACUCCCCAUGCUUCCAAGCGGUCGUCUAGACAUCAGUCGGCCGACAUUGAUGAAGGCGGGUUUCCAACUCCGCCACCCGAGGAUGCCGUUCCGGACAAAGCAGCGAAGACGAUGGGUGUCAGGGAAUCAAGGUCCAGACAUGAGAGACAUGAAAGGCAUAGGGAGCGGAGAAAAUCUCGCGCCCCCGACCCAUACGCCCUUGACGAUGAAGAUCUAGUCGUGGUGAACAAGGAAGAUGUCGACCAACCCUCGAAAGAAGGCUCAAGACAUUCUGGUUCCAGACGCUCUGGGCGAGACUCCGCGCGACGGUCGAGGUCCAAUCCCGAAGAACCCCACGAAGACGAUAGAGAACCAGACGUAUUCUCCGGUCCUGACGACAUCGCCUUCGUAGAAGCCCCACCGUCUAGGGAGCGAGAGCGUCGCUUAAAGCGAUCAAAUACCGUUCCCAAGAAGCCUGAGCCUACCGGUCUAAUGGGUCUGCUGGGGUCUUUGCGAAGAAACACAAAGACCGAGCCGCCAGCUCCAGAGCGUCGCAAGUCUCGAUCACGCCGCGAUGACGACACCAGAUACGCGACUGAGACAGAGCGAGAUGAGGCCCGUCGCCGACGCGAGGAUAGACGGAGACAUUCUACCCGACCAGAGGCAGACGGCGAAGGGAUUGCACCCGUCAUUGGCGCGUUCCCUGACACAGAGGCAGAGGAUGCAGAGGCUCGACGGGCAGCUCGUAGAGCGCGACGUGAAGCACGUCAAGCCCCGCAGGCUGCCGCUGACGAGCUGCGGGAGACCGAGAUCCGCGAAGCAGAGGAGAGAAGGGCACGCCGAAGAGAAGAAAGAGCCCGCCGAGAGGAACGGGUCCGUGAGCGCGAGGAGCAGGAACGACAACUGCGUGAAGAAGAAGAGCGCCGUCGCGAGGAGAAGCGCGCACGCAGAGCUGCCCGGGAAGAGCGCAUACGUAGAGAAGAACAAGAAGCACAGGAGGAAGAGGCCCGAUUAGCGGCGGAACGACGCGAGCGCAGACGCCAGCGGGAGGCAGAAAUGCACGAGUACUCUGGUUACGGCCACGAACGACGACAUCGACACCAUUCUCGCGUCGACAACACGGUUGCAAGAGACUUCUACCUCGAUAGCCAUGAGCCCGAACGCGAAAGGGAACGAGCGCGAUACAGCCACCGAUCCAGAGACGAGCGUGACCGUGAUGCUGACCGAUCCAGCCGCAGCCGAAGAAAGUCCCGCGCAGCUGAUCCCACAAAACCAACCCCUAUGCCGCUCGGCGCACGCAAAGACAAGACUUCUUCGUGGGUAGACUCGCAAGCCGAUGAGCCGCCCGAGCCACCUCCAAUCGUACCCACCGUUCUCGACAUGCCACCUGGCCCCGAUGAGCAGAUCCCCGGCCAUACAAUGUCGUCGGAUGAAGAGGCUCGUCGUGAGCUGCGAAAGCAGUCAAGGAGGAGGACCAAAUAUCCUGGACUCAAUGACCAGGAGAUCGAGGAGAUCAGGGCAAGGAGGCGUGAGGCUCGACGAGCGGAGCGAGAGCAUGGGAAGGCCAGCUCUAGUGGUGACUACGAGCGAGACCGCGGUGGGAGAUAUGACCGUGACCGUGGCUAUGGAGAGGCGCCGAAGAGGCCGAAUUGGCUGAAGAAGCUUACGACUUUUGGAUGA
Molecule: messenger RNA, 5508 nt
Organism: Aspergillus mulundensis
Lineage: Eukaryota; Fungi; Ascomycota; Eurotiomycetes; Eurotiales; Aspergillaceae
Exons: 4
Coding region: 1-5508 (1835 amino acids)
Source: RefSeq, a predicted model, not a curated record